Lactuca virosa is the source of this 487-nucleotide messenger RNA. Lineage: Eukaryota; Viridiplantae; Streptophyta; Magnoliopsida; Asterales; Asteraceae. The record is from the annotation of a GenBank genome assembly.
AUGUGUGGACCUUACAGGGGUAUCCCCUCUCGACUUGACCGCCGUCGUGACAAUCGUAUUGACGACAUUCAAACCCCUACCCCAAAUCAAUCUCCGGCGACCACCUGCCGUUUCCGCCGUGCGCUAUCUUUCAAUCUGAUUACCUACCGAACACGAAGAUUUCGGUUAGUGGUUCUACUGAUGAGGAGCGAUGUGAAACAGUCCGCUUCCAUCUUCAAACGCAACGUUCGUCAGAUUCGCCACUGGCUCGAAGAAGAAUCUGCAUCCGCCGCUAAGGAAAUAGAGAAAGCAAAACCAAAGGAGCUGCCAAAGAAAGAUAUUCCCAAGGAUGAUUAAGCUGAUGAUGGCUAGGGUUAGAAAAAAAAACAGAGUCCCUGCAAAGAGUUUUAAACAUGUUCACUUACAUGUAAAAAUCCGUAUUUUGGCUUGUUGUUUUUUUUGGUAAUAAGAAUUUUAAACAUACAAGAGUUUCUCUUAUACAAAGGUU